AUGGCUUUUGGCAGUGCCUCUAGGCGGAGAAGCCAACGAGCAUGUGAAAGCUGCUACAGGAAGAAGACCAAGUGCGAAGUCGAAGGGUCUGGCAUGGUCUGUGUCCAGUGUGCUCGUCGCGGUAUCAAAUGCACCUUCUCCGGGCCUGAGAAUGGCGAUGACACUAAAAGUGAUGAAUACGUGAGGUCUUUGAAGGAUCGCUUGGAAAGAGUAGAGUCCCUGCUCAAAACGGCAGGCAUUCUACAUGAGGACGAAAUGACUACUGAUGACCUUUCGGACGAUGAGGUGGAAGGCCUGGAUGAGAGAUGGGAUGCUCGCCACCAGCGACCAGAAUCAUCCGACAUGUCAUCAAAUCGUUCGUCCACGACCCAGGAAUCCUGGGGCCAUGAUAUUGAAAAUUAUGCCGGUGGUGGCGAUAUCGAAGCGGCUUCGAUUUUCAGGCAGCAUGAGCAAGAUGACUCGCGUUAUUUCGGACGAUCAUGCUCAUUGUCGAUUCUCUCCCGGGGUGGAAUCGAAUGGAUCAAGAGUAAGACUGGCGAUGUCAGCUUCUUGAGUAUUUUAUCUCCCGAUUCCAUCCACGACAGUCCCUGGAGUCAAUGGCGACCCGAUGUCUUUCACGACCUUUUUGCUUCCCAAGUCUUCAAGCCUCUUCCUCCCCGGUCAGAGGUAUUUUCUCUCAUGAAAGACUUUUUCCAAACAGCGAACCGGCUGUUCCCGAUCUACCACGAAGCAUCCUUUAUGCGGAUGGUCGAGUGGCAGUACACACAGCAAACCUGCGAUGACGCUGCCCGAUGGGCCAGCAUCAAUAUGAUUAUCUGUCUGGCUUACGAAUACCGAAUUUCAAACAGUGCAAAGACGGAAAAGGACCGAGAAAAGUCCCGUUUCUACUUCAAGAAUGCCAUGUCGGUUUUCACGGACCUGGCUUUGCGACGCACCGAUCUUCUGAGCGUCCAGGCCUUGCUGAGCAUGGCAUUUUUCCUUCGUGGAAACUCGGGCACGCAGUUUUCAUUGCCUCUUAUCACAGCCGCCAUGCGGUCAUGCCAGCGGAUGGGACUCCACCGUAACAUCCCAAGACCGGACCUGAGCCCCGCACAGCAAGAACAGAGGCGACGUGUGUUCUGGGUUGCCUUUUUUAUUGACCAGAGUACCUGCUUACGAGCUGGAAACGCCCCAUCCCAGCAUCCAGAUGACUUCGACGUCCCUCUUCCCGAAGAAAUAGAAGAUGACAGAAAGCCCGGAUCCCCAAGCAAUAUCCCAUUCUUCCGACAACUCUGUCGCAUGUCCGUGAUCAAAAGUCGCAUCUUCUGCCGUCUCUACUCGGCUAAGGCAAUGCUCAAACCGCCGCACGAGAUCUACCAAACAGUCAAAGAGCUGCACGCAGAGCUUGAGAACUGGGAAAAGGAUUACCCCCUCGACGACGAACCUAAAUUCAAAGUUGAUGAAACCGAGUUCUUAUUCGGAUUUGCAUCUAUUGGACUCCAUUUUGUCUAUUAUAAUGCCCAGAUCAUGAUCCACCGCAUACCGCUCCUGCUCCACUUUCUAAUAUCCUCCCGAGAUGAAACUCCAGAGCUCAAAUCGAUAAGCAUAACUCAAGCUUCAAAAUCCGGAGCCAUCUGCGUACAGGCUGCGCGGGACACGCUGAAGAUGGUUAAUAAUAUGCCGUGGGGAGACAUUGCAUGGAUAUGGUCCCUCCUAUACUAUGUAUUUCUGGCGGCAGCAACGAUCUUUUCAAACAUCAUUCGCGAUACUCGCAACCCGAAAGUUCGUGAAGAUCUCGCAACUCUCAACAUGGCUGCGACCUUCUUCGCAACACUCGUCCCGGGUGAUGGGCCAACCAACUACGCAGGAUUCAUGACUCACAUGAGCGCCAACCUAGAGCGCAUCGCCAGAUCGGUUGUCGACAAAGACGAAAAACGGAUCCGAGAGUCAGGUGGAGCAGACCGGGAGCACCAGCCAUCCGGCGCGAAACGGCAAAGUUCUCGAACCACCUCGGGAUCACAUUCAAAACCUCAUCAUCGACCUACGACUCUGCGGGUAUCGAUGACCCCCGACAUCUUAGGCUCUAGUGGACAUAGCAUGGCCACAGCACGUCCGAUACCUCACCCUUCAACCACCCGCUCCCAAAUGCCCGACCUCAGCAUCCCUGAAGCCCUAGAGGGAUUGCCACCCGUCAACUCCUCCGGCUACGUCGUACCCCUAAGCCCAAGCGCCAAUGCCUACACACCAAUGCCUCAACAACCCACGACCACAAACAACUACGUCACAGGUCUAGGUUUAGACCUCAACGGCGCAAGCGCCAGCGACAUGGGUCUCCCGUCCUGGCAACUCGCGCAAGAUCACUCCGCCACCACCUCGUCCCCACUAGACAACGUCCGAUCUCCCUAUUCCCAAGACAGCAGCACCAGUACAGUAACAGGCAACAUGAUUCCUGAAUCAUGGCAAGUGCCACUGACCGCAGACUGGGAAUUCGGCGACAAUCUCUGGUCAGGUCUCUUCCCCAGCGAAAGCAUUGCCGCAUCUGCACGGGCACCGGACAUGUACUUCCCCAUUCUGUCCGCUGAGUCUUUCCUCAGUAUGCCGCCUGGCACGGAGCCCGAUGCUGAGAUAGAGCGUAAUUUUGCUACUGCUGGUGCGGGGAAUCCGUAUAAUUUCACGGCCGGGCAAGAUCCGAAUCAAGAUCCGUCACAGGCGGAGUCCAGUUGGCCGAAUGGGUUUUUGGGGCUUUUCUAG
Messenger RNA from Penicillium cinerascens, 2730 nucleotides. RefSeq names its product transcription factor domain-containing protein. The transcript is spliced from 6 exons. Gene Ontology annotation, biological process: DNA-templated transcription; regulation of DNA-templated transcription. Bases 1 to 2730 code for a protein of 909 amino acids. Gene Ontology annotation, molecular function: DNA binding; zinc ion binding; DNA-binding transcription factor activity, RNA polymerase II-specific. The record is from RefSeq and is a predicted model, not a curated record. Lineage: Eukaryota; Fungi; Ascomycota; Eurotiomycetes; Eurotiales; Aspergillaceae.